AUCGGUCCACGGAAGGCCGCGGAAUCCGGGGUGAUCUCGCUUAACGAGAGGCUUCGCAGCGCCACCAGGCAGCCGUUUCUCGAGUCCAUGAAGUGUCAAGGCCGCGGCUCGCUCCCGGGCACGGAGAACUGUCGGCGCUUGCCCUGGGGAUGUUUCUGGUAGUCUUGUCUCAGAAAUUACAUCUCUAGUCUGCACAAUGAUUCCCUUCGAAGCCCAGCAGUGCCCAGUUGCCUCCAGGACUCAAACCCUUACGUGGAAGAGAAAAACUUGCAGAGGAAAUGCUAAUUCUCCACUUGCUCCCUGAGGUGUCCAGUUGCAGCCCAUGGAGAUCCAGUUCAAUUAUGAAUCUCAAGAACACCACGUUCUGUCGGAUGGUGAAACUAAGACUAGGAUUGGAGAGCCAGUUUCAGAGGAGGAAAUUACAUCAAAAAUUGAACCAUUGACUGAAGGAUCUGGCAGCCCUAGAGAGGAUGUUCUCCAGGAUUCUGAAGGCAGAGAAUUCUGUGAAUUUGGGGAUAAAUUAAAUGAAAAAGAUCAGAACUUCCUUAAAAGAAGACAACAUAACUGUGAUGAAUGUGGGCAAAGCUUUGCUUGGAGUACAGGCCUUAUUAGGCAUCAAAGAACCCAUUGGGAAAAACCUUAUGAAUGUGAUAAGUGUGAAAAGGCCUUUAGUGUGAGCUCAGCCCUGGUUCUGCAUCAGCGAAUUCAUACUGGAGAAAAACCCUAUCCCUGUAACUGGUGCAUUAAAAGUUUCAGUCGGAGCUCAGACCUUAUUAAACAUCAAAGAGUCCACACUGGUGAAAAACCUUAUAAAUGUGAUGAAUGUGGGAAAGCCUUCAGUCAGAGCUCAGAUCUUAUUAUACAUCAGAGAAUCCAUACAGGAGAAAAACCCUAUCAGUGCAAUCAUUGUAGUAAAAGUUUUAGCCAGCGCUCAGAUCUGGUUAAACAUCAGAGAAUCCACACUGGAGAGAAGCCCUAUACAUGUAACCAGUGUAACAAACAUUUUAGUCAGAGUUCUGAUGUUAUAAAACAUCAAAGAAUCCACACUGGGGAGAAACCAUAUAAAUGUGAUGUGUGUGGGAAAGCCUUCAGUCAGAGCUCAGAUCUUAUUCUACAUCAGAGAAUCCAUACUGGAGAGAAACCAUAUCCAUGUAAUCAGUGUAGCAAAAGUUUCAGUCAGAACUCUGAUCUCAUUAAACAUCAAAGGAUCCAUACUGGAGAGAAACCCUAUAAAUGUAAUGAGUGUGGAAAAGCUUUUAAUCAGAGCUCAGUGCUUAUUCUACAUCAAAGAAUUCACACUGGAGAGAAACCCUAUCCUUGUAAUCAAUGUAGCAAAACCUUCAGUAGGCUUUCAGAUGUUAUUAAUCAUCAACGAAUUCACACUGGAGAGAAGCCUUACCCUUGUAAUCAGUGCAGUAAGAUGUUUAGUCGAAGAUCAGAUCUUGUUAAACAUCAUAGAAUUCAUACAGGUGAGAAACCCUAUGAAUGUGAUGAGUGUGGGAAAACCUUUAGUCAGAGCUCCAACCUUAUUCUACAUCAGAGAAUUCACACUGGAGAGAAACCUUACCCAUGUAGUGAUUGCACUAAAAGCUUUAGUCGUCGUUCAGAUCUUAUUAAGCAUCAAAGAAUACACACUGGUGAGAAACCAUAUGCAUGCAAUCAGUGCAAUAAAAGUUUUAGUCAAAGCUCAGACCUCACUAAGCAUCAGAGAGUGCACUCUGGUGAAAAGCCCUAUCACUGCAAUAGUUGUGAGAAAGCCUUCAGUCAGAGUUCUGACCUUAUUCUUCAUCAGAGAAUUCACACUGGAGAAAAACCAUAUCCAUGCACACAGUGCAGCAAAAGUUUCAGUCAGAACUCAGACCUUAUCAAACACCAGAGAAUCCACACGGGGGAAAAACCAUAUAAAUGUAAUGAGUGUGGGAAGGCUUUCAGUCAGUGCUCAGCUCUUAUCCUACAUCAGAGAAUCCACACUGGAGAGAAGCCAUAUCCAUGCGAUCAAAGUAGUAGAAGUUUUAGUCAGCACUCUGAUCUCAUUAACCAUCAAAGAAUCCACACUGGUGAAAAGCCAUAUAAAUGUGAUGCAUGUGGGAAAACUUCCAGCACAUGCACAGAUCUAAUUGAACACCAGAGAAUCCACACUGGGGAGCAAUCCUACCAGUGUAUUCAGUGCAGCAGAAGUUUUAGCCAACUCUCUGGUCUUACUAAUCAUGAGAAAGUCCAUUCUGGGGAGGACAGUCUAAAUGUGAUGAAUGUGGGAAAACCUUUAGUUUAUACACCGAAUUUAUUUAGUACCAGAGACACUGUACCAGAAAGAAAAUCUUAUGAAUGCUAUUGAUGAAUAUGAAAAAGGCUUUAGUCAAUGCUCAACUCAUACUAAAUUAAAAAAUAAAAACGAAAAACACUGGGGCGAAAACAUUGAUUCUGUGUUUAUAAUGAAAGUUUAAGUUGUACCUCAGACAUUACUAAAAUUAAGAAAAAUUUUGAGGAGGAGUCUUGUGAGGUGUGGAAAAACUCAAUGUGAAUAAAAUUUUUACUGAAUGCCAGUAAGCAACAAUAGAAAUUCCUGUCUUUGUCAUAAUGUAAGAAAAGCUCUAGUAUUUUAUUCAGACAUAAUCCACAAGAGAGGUGUGUCAUUGUAAGAAAUGUAUAACAGUAUUAAUGCAGAAUUUAUCAAAUAUUAUAAAAAUCAGUGUGGAGAGCUGUUCAAUCAGAACUCAGAAGGAAAUGUAUUAGUGUUAUAAUCUCAAAUCUUUACUGGACCAUAAUUACCAAUUGCAUAUCAGAAGUUAUUUUAGAGAAUUUAAGGAAAACUUAAAUACCAUCUGUAUCUUUAAAUGGCAUGUAUCCUGAUAUCACACUUAUUCCAUAACAGCUAGAGUCCUGCCUUGUGCUAAUACUAGAUAUUUAUCUUUAAAUUACCUGUGUGUGAACAUGGUACACUAUUCUGGUAUUAAACUUAUUAACUAGACAACUCCAGGGCCCCCCUUUCUCAGAAGUUUUUUGAUUUUUGUUUUGGUUUUCCUAUUAAGUGUGAGUUUGUGCAAUUUUCAAAUGUUCACAGCAAAUAUGGAUUUAUUUCACUCUCAGUACUGCAGCUUAUAAAUUUUAUUGGUUUGAAAUCACUUCGCUACCAUUUAAUCACAGCUUCUAAACAUGUGAAACAGGACUUUUUUAUGUCAAAGUGUGAAGAUAUUUCUAUUACUGUUUAUCUAGUCAUUUACAGACUGAACAAAAAUGGUAGUUAUGAUAUUGUGAUUUAUAAUAAAUUUAUAUCUGGUCUUCAUCCCUUGGCACAGAGCUCCUAAUACCCUUGGAAUUUCCUAGGUGAUAAGAGUGAUAAGAUGAAAGGAGUGUCUUUUGUUCUUCAUAACAAGCACCUUUCAACACAGCAGAGUUUAUGUUAAUAAGUUGACUUUUUGGAAAAACCUUAAGAGAACCACAGGAUGGGGGUUGGUUGCCAGGAGAACCCACCAUGUGAUUAGAGAGUUGGAACUUUCAAUCCUACCCCACCUUAACUUCUGAGAGGAGUGAGGGGCUGGAGAUUGAGUUCAAUCACCUAUGACCAGUGAUUUUAUCAAUCAUGCCUAUGUAAUGAAGCCUCCGUAAAAAUCCAAAAGGACACGAUUUAGAGAGCUUCCAGGUUGGUGAACUUGUGGAGGUAAUGGAAGGGUGGCUCACCUGGGCAGGGCAUGGAAGCUCCAUGUCUUCACAGACACCUUGCCCCAUGCAUCUCUUCCAUCUGGCUGUUUCUGAGUUGCAUCCUUUUAUAAUAAACCAGUAAUCUAGUAAGUAAACCGUUUUACUGAGUUCUGUGAGCCAUUCUAGCAAAUGAUCAAACAAGGGGGUUGUAGGAACCUCCAAUGUAUAGCCAGUCAGAAACACCAGUGAAAACAUAGACAUGGGAUUGGUGUCUAAAUGGAGUGGGGGGUGGGCAGUCUUGUGGGACUGAGUCCUUACCCUGAGGAGUCUUUGCUAACUCCAGGUAGAUGAUGUCAGAAUUGAAUUGUAGGAUACCAGUGGAUGUCCACAGAGAAUUGGAGAAUUGCUUGGUUUGGGAAAACCCCACAUACAUCUGGUGUUGUGAGUAUAGAGAAAACAGUGAGUUUUUCCUAUACAGUAGCUAAAGUAAUUAUCUACAUGAUUGAUUUGUAUAGCAUAUUCUGUCUAAAAAUAAAAAGGUCUUUUGACUUUGUUUCUCAA
Cynocephalus volans (Philippine flying lemur) is the source of this 4200-nucleotide messenger RNA. Its product is annotated as zinc finger protein 271. The coding region runs from base 323 to 2335 and encodes 670 amino acids. Gene Ontology annotation, molecular function: RNA polymerase II cis-regulatory region sequence-specific DNA binding; DNA-binding transcription factor activity, RNA polymerase II-specific. Gene Ontology annotation, cellular component: PcG protein complex; chromatin; transcription regulator complex. Gene Ontology annotation, biological process: regulation of transcription by RNA polymerase II. NCBI's taxonomy places the organism in Eukaryota, Metazoa, Chordata, Mammalia, Dermoptera, Cynocephalidae. The transcript has 3 exons. The record is from RefSeq and is a predicted model, not a curated record.